Molecule: messenger RNA, 1166 nt
Organism: Hydra vulgaris (swiftwater hydra)
Lineage: Eukaryota; Metazoa; Cnidaria; Hydrozoa; Anthoathecata; Hydridae
Product: RNA-binding protein 34
Cellular component (GO): nucleus
Molecular function (GO): mRNA binding
Source: RefSeq, a predicted model, not a curated record
AGAUAAAUAUUAUGUAACUCUUAUAUAAAUAAACUUUCAAAUAGUCAACAAUAAUUUUUUAAAAAUGGCAUCACAAAAUAAAUAUGAAUUUGGGAUGAUUCAGCAAGUCUUGCAAGCUUCUGAUUCGGAUAAGGUUGAAAAGAAAAAGAAAAAAGCAGAAGAAUGUACAAACCAAGCAUUAGUGGAAUUAUUUUCACAAAAAUCUAUUUCUAAAACAACAGAAGAUAAUAGUGGUGAUUUAGAAGCAUUGUAUAAAGAAUACAUUGAAUCUGCAAACAAAAUUGAAGAAGAAAUUAAAGAUAAAGAAGUCAAAGAUGCUCAAAAAAGAAAAAAAAAGAAAAAAGAAAAAGAAGAUCCAGAAAGACUUUCACGAACAAUAUUUGUUGGAAAUGUUUCACUUAAAGUUACAAGAAAGGACAUAAAGAAACUAUUUGCAAAGUUUGGUAAUAUUGAGACUAUUCGAAUUCGAUCAGUUCCAGUUGCAGAAUCAAAAUUACCAAAAAAAGUUGCACUUCUUCAGAAAAAAUUUCACAAGGAACGUGACAGCAUGAAUGCUUAUGUUGUAUUUAAAGAAAAGAGUAGUGCAGAAAAAGCUCUAGAAAGCAAUGGAUAUUUAUUAGAAGGAUUGCAUUUACGAGUAGACAAAGCAGAUUUUCAGAAGGUUGAUCAAAAAUUAUGUCUGUUUGUUGGAAAUUUGCCUUUUAGUUUAUCAGAUGAAGAACUACGUUCUCAUUUUAAAGAUUGUGGGAGGAUCGAAGAUAUCCGAAUAAUAAGAGAUAAAGCUACAGGACUUGGUAAAGGUUUUGGUUAUGUCAGAUUUAAGAAUAGUGAUGGUGUAAUGCUUGGUCUUAAAUUACACGAAUCAGAUUUUAAAGGAAGAAAGUUACGCGUAUUCCGAUCGAGAAACGAAAAUCAAGAAAAACGAAAAUCCAAGCCAUCUUUUCGCGGCGUUCGAACGACAUCAAAGAAAGAGUUUGAAAAAGUGUUAAGAAGCGAAGGUCCAAAACGAGGCUCUAAAGCCUCGAACGCCCUUUACAGAAUUCAACAUAAACACCAGAAGCAGAUUAAAAAUAAGCAAGCAAAAAACAACCAAAAAAAUAUGCGCAAAAAAGGAAUGAAAGGUUCAAAGAAAUCUAAUAAAACUUAAAAUAAAAUUUUAAAUAAAA